AUGGCGGACUCGACCGGCGCCCCCAAGCGCAGCGAUGAGCUCGCCGACGAGAAGGCUCUCGAGGCCAACGUCGAACACCCACCCGUGCCACGGAUGCAGCCGCCGGAGUUGAUCCGGAACAUGACGUCUGAGCAGCGGCUCGAGCUCGAAAAGCAACUCAAGCGCAAGAUUGACUUGCGCCUGCUGCCGGCUAUCAUCAUCAUGUACAUCAUGAACUAUAUCGACCGGAACAAUAUCGCAGCAGCAAGGCUGGCGGGGCUGACAAAAGAUCUGAACCUAACGGAUACCGAAUUUCAGACGUCGGUCAGCAUUUUGUUUGUGGGUUACCUGCUGAUGCAGAUUCCAUCCAACUUGUUUCUCAACAAAUUCGGCAAGCCGGCUCUUUACUUGCCCGGAUGUAUGGUUAUCUGGGGUAUCAUCUCCGCGCUCACGGCUGUGUGCACCAACGCAGCGGGCCUUCUCGCCAACCGUUUCUUCCUCGGCAUUGUCGAAGCCGCCUACUUUCCCGGCUGCCUCUACUACCUUUCCUGCUGGUACACACGCAAAGAGCUCGGCUUCCGCACUGCCGUCCUCUAUUCGGGCGCGCUCAUCUCGGGCGCCUUCUCCGGCUUCAUCUCCGCCGGCGUGACCUGGGGCAUGGACGGCGCGCGCGGGCUCGGCGCAUGGCAAUGGCUGUUCAUUAUCGAGGGUGCUGCUACCGUUGUCGUCGCGAUGGCCUGUGUCUUUGUGCUACCCAACUUCCCGCGCACGACCACGUGGCUGACGGAUGAGGAGCGGACAUUGGCGAUUUGGCGGUUACAGGAGGAUAUUGGCGAGGACGAUUGGGUCGGCAGUGAGGAGCAGACGUUCUGGGAGGGGGCCAAGCUGGCGUUUAUCGAUACCAAGACGUACAUUAUGAUGCUCAUGCUCUUCUGCAUCGUCGCCAGCGGGACCGUGACCAACUUCUUCCCGACCGUCGUCAACACCCUCCAGGAGGGCGCUCUUGCCGGGUCCAAGAACAGCAAGGUCAUCUCGCUGCUGCUGACCGCCCCCCCCUACGUGCUCGGCGUCAUCGUCACCUACCUCAACGCGACCCACGCCGACAAGACGGGCGAGCGCUACUGGCACAUCACCAUCCCCAUGUGGGUUGCCGUGAUCGCGUACAUCAUCGCGGCCACGACGACGAAGGUAGCCCCCAGGUAUUUGAGUAUGAUGCUCAUGGUCCCCUCUGUCUACUCGGGUUUCGUCGUCGCGCUGGCCUGGAUCAGCAACACCAUGCCUCGCCCACCCGCCAAACGCGCCGCCGCACUGGCCUUCAUCAACGCGGUCAGCAACUGCUCUAGCAUCUACGCCUCGUACCUGUACCCGGCCAGCGCGGACCCGCAGUACACCACGGCCAUGAUUGUCAACUGCGUCACGGCGUUCAUUGCGGUGUGCACGGCGACGGUGAUGAGGGCGGUGCUGGUGCGGUUGAAUAAGAAGUUGGAGGCUGGGGAGUGGGUGGAGGGGGCGAUUAAUGGUGGGGGGUUCCGGUUUAAGGUGUAG
This is a messenger RNA of Dichotomopilus funicola, 1524 nucleotides long. Its product is annotated as putative tartrate transporter. Gene Ontology annotation, cellular component: membrane. The record is from RefSeq and is a predicted model, not a curated record. The coding region runs from base 1 to 1524 and encodes 507 amino acids. NCBI's taxonomy places the organism in Eukaryota, Fungi, Ascomycota, Sordariomycetes, Sordariales, Chaetomiaceae. Gene Ontology annotation, biological process: transmembrane transport. The transcript is spliced from 6 exons. Gene Ontology annotation, molecular function: transmembrane transporter activity.